Spodoptera frugiperda (fall armyworm) is the source of this 4091-nucleotide messenger RNA. It is a transcript of the gene Smox, whose product is annotated as mothers against decapentaplegic homolog 3. Gene Ontology annotation, biological process: transforming growth factor beta receptor signaling pathway; cell differentiation; SMAD protein signal transduction. The coding region runs from base 134 to 1519 and encodes 461 amino acids. Gene Ontology annotation, cellular component: heteromeric SMAD protein complex. The transcript has 12 exons. NCBI's taxonomy places the organism in Eukaryota, Metazoa, Arthropoda, Insecta, Lepidoptera, Noctuidae. Gene Ontology annotation, molecular function: RNA polymerase II cis-regulatory region sequence-specific DNA binding; I-SMAD binding; DNA-binding transcription factor activity, RNA polymerase II-specific. The record is from RefSeq and is a predicted model, not a curated record.
AAAUGUCAUUCAGUCGCAAUAUGGCCGAUAGUUUAUCUAAAUACGGAACAUAUAAAUUGUGCGCGAAUAUAUAAUUUGCUAUUCAAAUGAUAGUUUGUUUAAUUUAAUGACUUAGUGAGUGAAGUGUCACGGCAUGUUUCCCCUUACUCCGCCCGUGGUGAAACGGUUGCUAGGGUGGAAAAAGGGCCCUGAGGGUUCGUCUGCAGCCGAAGAUAAAUGGUCGGAGAAGGCAGUGAAAAGUUUAGUAAAGAAAUUGAAGAAAAGCGGGGCUCUCGAAGAAUUGGAAAAAGCUAUUUCAAGUCAAAACAGUCAUACGAAAUGCGUUACAAUUCCCAGGGCCAAACCGAAUGAGAACACGAUAAAUGGUCAAUAUCGCAAGGGAUUGCCGCAUGUUGUCUACUGCAGGCUGUGGCGUUGGCCGCAGCUACAGAGCCAGCAUGAACUAAAGCCAGUGGAUCACUGCGAGUACGCAUAUCAGCUGAAGAAAGACGAAGUGUGCAUCAACCCUUACCACUACAAUAAAAUCGACUCGCCUGCGCUGCCCCCGAUCCUGGUGCCCCGGUGUGGAGAUACGGAGGUCAGGGCUCCGCCCCCCUACACGGACUACCACCAGCACCCGCCGCACCACGACCACCACCACGAUCACCACCACCUCGACCAUACGGACGCGGUAAUGCAGACGGGCGGGCCGGUGGGCGUGGGCGUGGGCGCGCACAGUGCCAUGUACCUGGAGGCCACGCUGGCGCAGCAGGUGCCCGGGAACACCACCGUGCAUGUGAGCUCGUCGACGGUGGAGACGCCGCCGCCGGGCUACAUCAGCGAGGACGGCGAUCCGAUGGACCAUAACGACAACAUGAACCUAACCCGCCUGACCCCGUCGCCCCCAGGUCUGACGACUGAGGCCGCCCCGGUCCUGUACCACGAACCGGCAUUCUGGUGCAGCAUAAGCUAUUACGAGCUGAACACCAGGGUCGGGGAGACCUUCCACGCGUCCCAGCCUUCCAUCACCGUCGAUGGAUUCACUGACCCCAGUAACAGUGAGAGGUUUUGCCUGGGUCUCCUGUCCAAUGUGAACAGGAAUGAGGUAGUCGAACAAACUCGUCGACACAUCGGCAAGGGCGUCCGACUCUAUUAUAUUGGAGGCGAGGUGUUCGCGGAAUGCCUGAGCGACUCGUCGAUAUUCGUGCAGAGUCCGAACUGCAACCAGCGCUACGGGUGGCAUCCCGCUACCGUCUGCAAGAUACCGCCGGGCUGCAACCUAAAAAUCUUCAACAACCAAGAGUUCGCGGCGCUGCUGUCCCAGUCGGUGUCGCAGGGCUUCGAGGCGGUGUUCCAGCUCACGCGCAUGUGCACCAUUCGGAUGAGCUUCGUUAAGGGAUGGGGCGCUGAGUACAGACGUCAAACAGUGACGUCGACCCCGUGUUGGAUCGAGCUGCACCUGAACGGUCCGCUGCAGUGGCUGGACCGAGUGCUCACACAGAUGGGCUCCCCGCGCCUGCCCUGCUCCUCCAUGUCAUAGGCUACACGGUAUGUUAUCCCCAUCAAAAAAACUAUAAAAGAACGAGAAAAAAAACUUAUAUUCACUCACCUAUGUACAGUGUUAGCUCAAAACAAUGAAUACCUCUUACUUACCCGACUGUUUCGAAAGGAGGGUAAUGUUUUUUGAGUCGUAGGCUAAUUAGAGACCCAUGUCCUUCAUAGAUUUUGUUAUUACGUGUAGAUUUUUCACGAAAUUAAAACCUUUUUAUGGCCGAUUUUCAAUUAAUCUAUAUGUCUGUAGAUUUGGUAACGAGAGAAAGAGAGAAAAUGUCCACAAUCCUUUCCCCCUCUCAUUCUCGAAUCCCCUUUUUUGUGAGGGGGGAAAUCAUUCAAUGUCUUCUCCCGCCUUGGGUGAGGCGAGAGGGAGUGUCAGACUCUUACUGACUAAACACCACCCCGUUCCUACUUCUGCUUAGUGCUGGAGCCCCGGUAACUCUCUUCAAAUUCAAACCCUCCCCCAAAAGGCCGGCAACGCACUUGUAACGCCUCUGGUGUUUCGGGUGUCCAUAGGCGACGGGGAUUGCUUACCAUCAGGUGAUCCGUCUGCUCGUUUACCUUCCUAUACAAUAGAAAGACGUUGCACUCUUUCGCGUCAAAAUCCAUAGAAAUUUAUAAGUUUUUGACGUUUCAAGAAAAGUAUUGAAAACUUGAAGUAUAAUUUACAUAAUAUGGUAAAACGAGGUGAAUAGAAUUCAAAGGGUGAAUAGACAUAGGAACGGGGUGAAUAGAUGUUAGGAAAUCUUCCCAACAUUUAUUCGCCCCUUUUCUGUAUCUAUUCACCCCUCGAAUUCUAUUCACCCUGUUUUACGGUACGCAAAUCUACAGAUAGAUAGGUUAUUGAAAAUGAGACCUUAUAGCGAUAUGUAAUAUUUUUGUAUGCGCACUAAAUUAGUAUUCAGACCGUUAAAGUCUAUUUUUGCUUGCACGAGUCGACUGUUAGGUUUACUAAUUAAUAUUAUUAUUAUUAUAGAAGGUUUUUAAGUAAUUUUGUAUAUUUUAUUUAAAGGAUGAGGUGAAAAAGUGGUUUUGUAAGUAAAAAUUAAUAUAUUUCGCUAUUUACUACACUGCGUAGUUAGUAUACAUAAAUUAUGAAAAGUGGGCGUUACAUUUAAUAUAUAAUAGGCUCACCCCCUUUUAUAUGGGACUUAUAACACAAAUGGUGAAAGGUGGGUGUACAUUGUAUAGCGGCAUUACGUGCCGUAAUGUGCACCUCUGCCUACCCCUUCGGGGAUCAAAGGCGUGACGUUGCGUUGGGCGUUACAUUUAAUGUACACCUUGCCAAUCCCGGAAAUAUUAUUGAAAAUAUUAUUAAAAACAAAUAGUAAAAUAAUAUUUUCCCAAAAAUUAUAAUGAAAAAUUACUUUUUACUUACAAAAUCACUCUUCCCUACAGUCUUACGAAUAAAACAAUGCAUUAUAUACCUUAAAACUUUGAUAAUAAAGUCUAUGAACACAACACAGUUUAUAUCACGCAAUAUUUUAUAUAAACGAACUGCAUAAAGUACAUAAUAAUAUUGUCUAAUUUAUCGAAGGUUACUUGUGCUAAAUAUAUUAAAAUAUUUGCACGUAAAUUUGCAGUAAUCAUGAAGUAAGUACAAAGAGGAGAUGCCAUAAUGUGAUUGUGUACUGUGACACAAAUUGCCAAUGAUAUUUAUAAGUAAAAAGGUGUAGAUAGGCCCGCAUCGUACGCAUCGCACGCAUUCCGUAUGACGUCAUCGGUACGCAUCGCAUGUAGGCAUUGCUGAUGAUGCGGUCCGUACGAUGCGGAUCAGUGGACGCAGUUGUAUGGGUUUCUAUACAAGACAAACUAAAAUCCGUUGCGUGCGAUGCGUACGAUGCGGGCCUGUGGACGUGUAUUUUAAAUGUGGAUUAUUGGCCACGUAUUUGUAUGAGAUGGCUAGAUGGAAAAUAGAGAGGGGCGUGGUUUGUAACGUCUCGCGCUCCCCGUAAAGUGUCAUGUAUUAUGUUAAAGGGAAAUCCAGUUAUGACAUCUCCUCUUUGUAUUAGCUUCUUGGUAGUAACUGGGGUCUUAGGUAUGUAGGUUUUAUAGAUCAUUAAGCAGUGCGAGAGGGACGGAGCUAUGUAGGUUGUAUAGCUCCGUCCCUCUCGCACUGCUCAAUGAUCGACCAUUCUGACACAAUUGUAAUAGCAGACUAAGGCCCCUGUUCUGUGUCUUUUUUUAUACAUAUGUAUAAUAAACUAUAAACAAUCGAAAGGUUUUGUUACAAAAUAUCCUAUUAUAAGUGUAAUUAUAAUGUUGAUUUAAUAUAUAAUUUUAUAAUUGUAUGGAAUAUCGUGAAAUUUUAACAUGCGCCGGCGCAGGUUUUGAGAUUUUUGUUGUUGUGAAAUCUAAAUUGAUCUUGUAGUGUUUAUUUUAUAUGGUAGAUAUAUCUAUCAGGAAAUUGUGAAAUAUUAAUAUUUUUAUUAUAUAUUAAAUCAAUAUUUGAUUUUUUUUACAAAAUGAUGAAAUUUUUAUCGCCAUUGCAUUUUGCAUUUAUGUUUUUUUUUUAAUUAUUAUUUUUAUUUUAUUAAAACUAUGUAUUGUAUACAUAA